This is a messenger RNA of Penicillium alfredii, 891 nucleotides long. RefSeq names its product PIG-F family protein. Bases 1 to 891 code for a protein of 296 amino acids. The transcript has 3 exons. The record is from RefSeq and is a predicted model, not a curated record. NCBI's taxonomy places the organism in Eukaryota, Fungi, Ascomycota, Eurotiomycetes, Eurotiales, Aspergillaceae. Gene Ontology annotation, cellular component: endoplasmic reticulum membrane. Gene Ontology annotation, biological process: GPI anchor biosynthetic process.
AUGGCCUCUGAAACUGCCUCCCCUACUGUGAACUCCCCCUCCUCGACUCCGACACAGGCCCCCGUCGAGAAACCAUCCACCCCACCGGUCAACAUCCUCCCCUCGCCGACCGCGCGGAUCUACUCUUUGGUGCACCCAGCCCUGCUGUUGACACUAUGCACGCUCCGGUUUGAGGCAUUGGUGGCAGAUCCCAUCCGGGAGCUUCUUGCAGAUCUGCCCUGGUUAGCCUUUUUGCAAAUCACCUACGUGUUGAUCUGUCUUCCGCCGGCCGGAACAACCCCGACAGAGGCCAGUUUUCCGGCUCCGACUGAUGGGGAAGAUAAGAAGAAAACACCUCCCCGUUCUCCUUCGGGGCCUGGUGUGACUCUACGGCCUGGUAAACCCGGGCUUCGGCGAAAGCAACUUGCCGGAAAACAUGAUUUCGCUGGUGUCUGGGCCAAACUGAUGCCCGCCUUCCUCUCGCUUUCGCUCACCUUUCUCCUGGCCACCCCGAUUCUGGCCGUUCUCCUCGUCCUGUUCGGCGCCCCACUUACCACGCAUAAUCCCGAGACGGUUCUCUGCGCGGCCCACAUAGCCCUGUUGUGUGCAACAGCGCUGGUGUAUGUCCAUGGUGUAGACGGUUAUGUGUGGAAGGAGGUUUGGGGUAUUUCCCGUCCUGCUGAUGCGGUCUGGGGCAGUGCGCUUGGGACGGGGCUGGGAGCAUGGUUUGGUGCUAUUCCUAUCCCGCUGGACUGGGACCGGCCGUGGCAGGCGUUCCCAAUUACAAUUCUGGUUGGGGCGUACAUUGGGUAUGCAGUAGGAUCCUUGCUCUCUCGCACUCCACUGCUCUAUGGGAAGCGAAUCCAGUUCACGCCGGUGGAGGACGAGGAGGGAGAAAAGAAGACCAACUAA